Messenger RNA from Rhinolophus ferrumequinum (greater horseshoe bat), 1322 nucleotides. RefSeq names its product tubulin polyglutamylase complex subunit 1 (gene TPGS1). The record is from RefSeq and is a predicted model, not a curated record. Gene Ontology annotation, molecular function: microtubule binding. The transcript has 2 exons. Bases 145 to 1056 code for a protein of 303 amino acids. Lineage: Eukaryota; Metazoa; Chordata; Mammalia; Chiroptera; Rhinolophidae. Gene Ontology annotation, biological process: protein polyglutamylation.
GAGGAAAGCGGAAGCAGAGUACCAAUUAAAACCUAGAGAAAAGAGUGGCCGGAACUAGUUACUUCCCAAGGUCUCCCAGCGUGAUCCAGCGUUCUCUGCCCUUAACCAAGAUGGCUGUCCAGAAGCGCCAGCGCACUGUGGAAUAUGGCGGCGCUUCCGGUCCCGUGGCCCUCAGUGAAGAUGGCGGCAGUGGAGAAGCGGCGGCCACUGGUGGCUCCCGCGGCCAGUUUCACCGACAGCACCCGGCCGUCGGUGUCCAGGGCGGUAGCAUCGACCAAGAGCGAGGAGGACUUCCUGCGGCAGGUCGGCGUGACGGCCAUGCUGCGUGCGGCCUUGCUGAAGGUGCUGGAGGCGCGGCCCGAGGAGCCGAUCUCCUUCUUGGCGCACUACUUCGAGAACAUGGGCCUGCGCUCGCCUGCAAACGGCGGCGCCGGGGAGCCCCCAGGCCAACUCCUACUGCAGCAACAGCGCCUGGGCCGCGCGCUGUGGCACCUUCGCCUGGCUCACCACUCCCAGAGGGCAGCCUUCAACAACAACGUCGGCGUGGCCUACGAGUGCCUGAGGGCCAGCGGGCGCAAGAAGAAGCCGGGGCUGGAUGGGCGCACCUACAGCGAGCUGCUCAAGCGCAUCUGCCGCGACGGGGAGGCGCCUGAGGAGGUGGUGGCGCCUCUGCUGCGCAAGAUCCAGUGCCGGGACCACGAGGCAGUGCCGCUGGGUGUCUUCCGCGCCGGCAUGCUCACUUGUUUCGUGCUGCUGGAGUUCGUGGCGCGGGCGGGCGCCCUCUACCGACUGCUGGAGGACCCGGCCCUGGCUACCGCCGACCGCCGCAUGGGCCAGGCGGUGCUGGACACCCUGGAGGGGGCCCUGCAGGCUAGUGACGGUGCUGUCGCGCCUGCUCGAUACCUGGAGGCCGGCUCGCGCCUCGGGCCUGACAGCCUGGCGCUGGCCAUGGACCGCGCCCUGGUGGCCCGGCGGCCCAGCUCCCCCAUGACCCGGGAGGAAUUCCUGGAGAAGGCUGCCGCCCUCUUCAUCGCCAAGGUCAAGCCCGUGCGCUGAGCUCUGCUCAUGCUUCACCUGCCUCCUCCAUCCAGACAAUGGGGACAAUGCGAGGCCUGGCUCAACAGCUCCUGGUGGGACAUGUGUCUGGGAGCCUCUGUGUGCAGUGGGUGUGGGGAGCCCUCCCCACACCCAGCUUCGGACCAAAAUGAUGCUCCAGCCCCCUUCAGGGGCAGGCUGAGGGCCCCAGAAAGCGGGCACCCCUCCCUAUACACACCCACAAAGCCUCCAUCCCCCCAGGCAGUAAUAAUAAAGUCUGUGCCUGA